CGCGCGUGCGCGGUCGUGGUGGAGGAGGCUGCAGCAGUAUGGCAAUGGAACCAGCGGAGCAGCUGAACGAGUUAGUGUCAGCCGACGGCCGGAACCGGAAAGCGGUGCUUUGCCAGCGUUGUGGCUCCCGGGUGUUGCAGCCAGGGACCGCCCUAUUCUCCCGCCGACAGCUUUUCCUUCCCUCCAUGAGAAAGAAGUCAGCUCUGGCUAAAGGUAGCGACCCUGACGGCGAUCUUCUCCAGGACCACUGGCUGGUUAACGACAUGUUCACCUUUGAGAACGUGGGCUUCACCAAGGACGUUGGCAAUGUCAAGUUCCUGGUCUGCGCAGACUGUGAAAUUGGACCCAUUGGCUGGCAUUGCCUAGAUGACAAGAACACUUUCUAUGUGGCCUUAGAGCGGGUUUCCCAUGAGUAACUGGGGGGAUGGAGACUCGCUCUACCCCCAACUAUAAAAGCUUUCUCCACAGAACUGGCAUUGAACCUGGUCUAACUGCUGUGCUGCUGUCUUCUCUGCAGUGCCCUUGAACGUGCAGCUUCCUUCAGGCCUCUUGUUUAGUCACGCUUUGUGUUAGAACAUGUCCCAGCCUCCUAAUUUUGGGACCCUGUCGUACCUCCACAGGUCUAGUCUCGUCACUGGCAACCUGCCUCAGCUAUUUUGCUUUCUUUUUUUAAAUCAUAUUAUUGGUAUACUGGGGGUACAGUGACAUUUACAAAAGUUCUUACAAUAUGUCAUAGUUGAGUUCACUCCCUCUGUCAUCCUCUUUUGUAUGCCCCAGCUCUCUUUUAACCCAGGGCUCCUUUUUAUCAUGCUCUGAAAGAGCAGUAUCCAGCCCUUUAGUCACGAUGACAUAUGACAAAAUGCUCAUGUGCUGAUAGUUGAAACUCCAACUUUUUCUCUCAUUCAAGAAAGCAUAUAAGCAUCUGAGAGUCACUUUGUUGUAUGACUAACCUAGUUAUCCACAGUAAUUUAUUCUUUCUAAAAGUAAAAAAUUUACAGACUUCGGUAUUUAACCACUAAUCAGAAACACCUUACUUUGGCACAUCUCAAAUUCAGUGCCUGAGUCUUUACUUGGGGUUGAUGUUGACAUUUUGUUGUGAAGUGGAACAUGGUCUUUCUUCCCUUUGCAUCUGAUGUGGUUUCUCAUUAUUAGCUUAUCACUGCUAGUCUAUUGAGCAUUAGACUGUCGAUCCCAAGAGAAACUCAGUCCCAGCUGUUUACUAGGCUGUCUUAAAGAGUCAAGGGAUGGACCUCUGCCCAGUGAUAUUGGAGUUUACAGGUCAUUUCAUCUAGCCAGGUGACUUACUUCCUGUGUUCUUAGGAAAAACUGCUUUUGUGGAUAGUGUCAACGUUUACUGAACAUACUGGGCAUGGUCCUCAAGAGUUUUGGUUGGACUGGCAGAGUUGUUCAAGUGGUAGAGUGCCUACCUAGCAAGCAUGAGGCCCUGAGUUCAAACCCCAAUACCGCAAAAACAAAAAAGAGUUUUGGUUUAGAUUUAGUUGGAAUCUCUAUCUCUGUACCAACACAAAAUACAUUUUUUUCUACCAAAAAAUGCCUCUAUUUCUAUUAGUGUGGAGUUGCUUUGACUGUUUAAUGUUAGAAAACUUAGUCUUCAACACAAUUUCCAUGAAUAGUCAGAUCCAUUUCUCUUCUGAAAUGAUUCACCAUCUUAGAAGGAAUUUGUAUAACCAGGUUUCAGGUAACUUCCUAUCCUCCCUUCCUUUGGAGGCCUAAAAUUGAAAUAAGGACUAAAUAGAAACAGUCUCUUCCUUUGUAUGUGUUAGUUACUUCCUUCCUUCACUCCAAAACUUUAAGGGCUCCUCCACUAAAGUACAGGCACUGGGCACAGUUCUGCAACCAAGUUUAUCACCUAGAAAAGUGGCUCCCUUCCCAGUCAGAACCUGAAGAACUGUGUGUUCCAGACACAUGAUCAAAUGCAUAUUAUUAUGACAUUUGCAGAAAAACAAGUGGAAUUAUCCACUCAGGUCAGAAGGCACACAACCAAAUAGAUGUCACUUAGGGGCAUAGGGCCCUCACCUCACAAGACAAAACUGAAGUUUGGCAUUUUUUAAAUUAAACUUUAGCUUUUUUUAAAAUUAAUCAUAGAAAUAGUACAUGUUCAUUGCAAGUAAACUUAAUAAUGGAUAUAAAAAAUUUUUAAUUAACUUAGUUUCCGUCAUACAGGGAUUGCUAGUGGGAAUGUGUUAUAUAUCCGUCUGUGUUUUUCUGUAUAUAUGUAUAUAUAAAUAAUGCAUCUUUUGAAACAAAUAGGAGACCAUACUGUACUUUUAUAACUUGCUUUUUUUCAUUUUACAAACUAGGGUGAACACCUGCCAUGAUAGCAGAUAGUCAUCAUGUAUGUUCUCAGCACUCCACUGUAUGCUAUAUGACCAUUUUUUUCUUCUUGCUAACUAUAAUUUAUUUAAAUCAUCAACUGUUGUGUUGCCUGAAGUUUCUUAUAAAUAAUGACACAACGUGCAACCAUAAAGUUAAAUCUGUCUCACAAUCUCAGUGGAGUGGCUCAAGUGGGAGAGCGUCUGCAUAGCAAGUAUGAGGCCCUGAGUUCAAACAUCAGUACUGCCAAAAAAUAUAUAUAUAUAUAUAUGCAUAUAUGUGUGUGUGUGUGUUGGCGUACAUUAUGAGAAAUGGAAUUGUAGGCUGGGCACACCAUCAAGGCUUUGCUAUAUUGACAUAUUCCUCAGAAAAAGUUGUGUUAAUCUACCAUUCUCCAGUGUUGUAAAAGAAUACUUGUUUUUCUGAUCCCUUACUAACACUGGCUGUUAUUGUUUAGAAAAUAUUUUGCACAGGGACUGGUUGAAGUGGCUCAAGUGUUAGAGUGCUUCUAGCAAGUGUGAAGCCCUGAGUUCAAA
Molecule: messenger RNA, 2870 nt
Organism: Castor canadensis (American beaver)
Lineage: Eukaryota; Metazoa; Chordata; Mammalia; Rodentia; Castoridae
Gene: Rabif
Product: RAB interacting factor
Biological process (GO): post-Golgi vesicle-mediated transport; small GTPase-mediated signal transduction
Cellular component (GO): cytosol; membrane
Molecular function (GO): guanyl-nucleotide exchange factor activity; zinc ion binding
Source: RefSeq, a predicted model, not a curated record